Messenger RNA from Nannospalax galili (Upper Galilee mountains blind mole rat), 1540 nucleotides. RefSeq names its product CXXC motif containing zinc binding protein (gene Czib). Bases 153 to 635 code for a protein of 160 amino acids. NCBI's taxonomy places the organism in Eukaryota, Metazoa, Chordata, Mammalia, Rodentia, Spalacidae. The transcript has 8 exons. The record is from RefSeq and is a predicted model, not a curated record. Gene Ontology annotation, molecular function: zinc ion binding.
CAGUCAGGCAGAAUAGGGUGGGACAAACUGGGACUAACCCACAGGACUCAACCACGCCUUCUUUCCCGCCACGCCCGCACUGAGGCUGCGCAGGCCUUUUACGACGGGCCGGAAAGCAGCAGUCGCCGAGGGAUUACGCGGACCCAGCAGCAAUGGGGAAAAUCGCGCUGCAGCUGAAGGCCACGCUGGAGAACGUCACCAAUCUUCGGCCAGUGGGCGAGGACUUCCGGUGGUACCUGAAGAUGAAAUGUGGCAACUGUGGUGAGAUUUCAGAGAAGUGGCAAUAUAUCCGGCUGAUGGACAGUGUGGCACUGAAAGGAGGCCGUGGCAGUGCUUCCAUGGUCCAGAAGUGUAAGCUGUGUGCACGAGAAAACUCCAUUGAGAUUUUGAGCAACACCAUCAAGUCUUACAAUGCUGAAGACAAUGAGAAGUUCAAGACAAUAGUAGAGUUUGAGUGUCGGGGCCUUGAACCAUUUGACUUCCAGCCCCAGGCUGGGUUUGUGGCUGAGGGUGUGGAGUCAGGGACAGUCUUCAAUGAUAUUAAUCUGCAAGAAAAGGACUGGACAGACUAUGAUGAAAAAGCUCAGGAGUCUGUGGGAAUCUACGAGGUCACUCACCAGUUCGUGAAGUGCUGAACCUUCUUCCUGCAAACUUGCCCAAAGAACUGAUAGAGACAAAGUGCCCCAAGAAGCAGCCCCCAUGGAGGCGUGUCCCCUCAUCCCUCAUCUCCUAACAGCUGUAUGAAGCCCCUUUUGGGCUUUGUCAUCCCACCAAUAAAUCCCCUGAUGAAUGAAGAUAGAGCUGAGCCACCAGCCACUCCCUCCACAAAUAGGAAUGGACUCCGGAGCUCUUUGCUUCCUGGUACCCUGUACCAGAUCCAAUUUGCAAAAUAUGUUAGAGCCUAUAAGGGCUCUCUAGUUCUUGGGGAGUAGGUAAGUGAACUCACAGGAUCAAAGGCAUGAAUUUCAGUGGCACAAAGGAGAGAGAAGCCUGUGGAAUGGAGUCAUGAGCCCAGCAGUACCGAGCUAAAAUACUGCCUUGAUCACUGUGGCUCUCCAGUAAAGCCAGGCAUUUCUUUUAGCUCCUCUCUUCACAUCUAGAUCUCCAGAGGUUUGCAGCCCUUUUCUGGCAGGUAUCCAUCCGCCCCGUGGAAGUCCUGGCUGAUGGUCAGUCUCUUUCUCACUUGUUAUGAUAGGGUACUUCCUGUCAGAAGAGUCAGUAUGAAAGUUCCUCCUUAUGCUAAGUUAGUUUCUAUGUUCCCUGAAGCACCUUGCUGGGCCCACUUGUCCUCUGUGGCUACACCUAUGUGUUUUGCUUCCAGACAACCCUUUGGAGUGGUUAGGACAGGAGGCAUGACUUGCUGAGUCUUGUGGGCCUUGGUUCCAUGGGACCAGAGGUUCCCACAUAGUGGACAAAAUUGUUGAGUGUACUGCAGGGUCAUGAGGAUGCUCAUUUCUUCAUACUUGGAAACCCACCAUUUGGAAAACCUUUUGCCACAGACUAAUAAUCUGCUAGAGCCUAAAAAAAUUUUUUUAAAUUA